UUCAUUUAAAAACAAUUUGCUAAGUUUAAAUAUUUUAAAUUUUAAUCAAUCACUUCAUUGAGUUGAGUUGAUUCUGUACUUUAGUAAAUAAUUGGUAGGUUGUAAGUAAUAACAAAUUGUUAACAAAAAUGUCUUAUGAUUUCAAGAAAGACGAAGAUGUUAAGGAAUAUAUUAAAAACUUAGGGAUUGAAUAUAGGUUUGGUUGUUUCAGUGAAAAAGAUGCACAAACAUGUCAGUUGCUGGGUGAUUAUUUAGAGACUAUAGAAAACAACCCUGAUAAGGCAGCCAAAAUAUAUAAAGAAAAUUGUGAUGAACGGAACUUUGGUCGCAGUUGCUAUAAGUAUGCUUCCUAUUUGGAAAAAAAUAAUUUGAGAAAUCUGAAACCAGUUAUUCCUGAGAUGAUAAGAUAUUUUAAGAAAGGUUGUGAAUUUAAUUGGUCUGAUGGAUGUUUUGCUGCUGGAAUGAAACUUCGUUAUCACAGUGACCAAAUUACUGAUGUUGAUGAAAGAACAAAUAGCUUACUUCAAAGUCUGCAAUACUUAGAAAAAGCAUGUAACAACAGGCAUUCAGAAGCAUGCUAUAUAGCCAGCAAUAUUCAUUUUGUUGGCAUUGAGGAAAUUGGAUUAGAACCUAAUAAGCCCAAAUUUUUAGAAUACUCAAUAAAAGCUUGUGAUCAAAAUGAAUUGAAGGGUUGUGUUAAUGCAUCAAUUAUGUAUAAUAAAGGCGAUGGUGUACCUAAAGAUUUGGAUCUUGCUCAGAAGUAUAAAGAAAGAGCAUUAGAUAUACAAAGGCAAAUCAAAGAAGAAAAGGUAUAAAGUUUAGUUAAUGGUUUUACUAUGAUUGUUUUACAAUUGUUAUUAGUUAUCAUUAAAAAACAAAAAUGAUGAGUUAUAUAUUUGAAAUUAAUUAUUCUGAUUUAUGACAUUGUUCAUUGAUAAUUGUUAUUCAUAUUAAUAAACAGCUAAUUUAUUGUUUA
Molecule: messenger RNA, 976 nt
Organism: Acyrthosiphon pisum (pea aphid)
Lineage: Eukaryota; Metazoa; Arthropoda; Insecta; Hemiptera; Aphididae
Product: cytochrome c oxidase assembly factor 7 homolog
Exons: 4
Coding region: 129-815 (228 amino acids)
Cellular component (GO): mitochondrial intermembrane space
Molecular function (GO): protein binding
Source: RefSeq, a predicted model, not a curated record